CACGUGAAAAUCUUUAUCAUGUGACUGGGGGUAGGUAAAAUGGCGGCUACGGGAGAGGAGGCUGCUGCGAUGGACAGCAUCUCCAGAGUACCCACGGCCCAUCCCACCGUUCUGAGCUUGGGAGGAAAGCCCGAACCCCGAGGAGAGAUUGGCGAGAUUUCCAGUGAUAGCCAAAUUGUGCCUACACCUAAAAAGCCCACUAACAGCAUAGGUGAUGGUGGUGUGGAGACUGCAGAGGAGGCAGUGGAGCCGGCAGAGCCGGACAUCAAUGAACUCUGUACUGACAUGUUUGAUAAAAUGGCUAUCUUCCUACAAGGAGAACUCACAGGCACCUGUGAGGACUACUGUCUGCUGGAGAACAUGAAUAAGCUGACCAGUCUCAAGUACAUGGAGAUGAAGGACAUCAGCAUCAAUAUUAGCAGAAACCUGCAGGACCUUAACCACAAAUAUGCCAGCCUGCAGCCCUACUUAGACCAGAUAAAUCAGAUUGAGGAACAGGUGUCGUCUCUGGAGCAGGCUGCUUACAAACUGGACACAUACUCCAAGAAGCUGGAGGCCAAGUUCAAGAAACUGGAGAAGCGCUGAGGAGGAUAUAAGGAAAUGCAUCAGAAGCAAUGGAAGAAGAUGGGUUAUUUGAGGAGGCCUGAGGGUUACUGGUUGCCCAGUCUGUAGACUAACCCAUGUGAUAUCUGCUGAAAUGUAAAGCAGCUCUAUGUCAUUCCAGAGACAUGAGUCAGCCUGGAGUUGGUUGGAGGGAUAUCUCAGAUGUUAGAUGUUAGUGUUGUAAUUCUGGUUGGUUCAUUAACAUUGCAUGUUAAGGUGGGCUUUUUGGGGGCUCAUUUGUAUUUGUGUUCCUACUAGCAAAGCCACUCUGUGACACCCUGUCACAAUUCUAAUUCACUUGCUUAAUUUAGUGAAUUUAUAUGGAAUUGUCUCCUUCCCUGGUGCACACUAACAUAGUAUCGCCACCCUGAUUCAGACCGUGACACAGCUACGAUGACAACCACGUUCACUUUUCUACUGAAGGACUUUAGCUUCUUUAAAUAGCAGACAUUUUCUAAUUAACUUUAUAAUACUUUCUUUGUGUGAACAUUACUGUCCCUAAAUACCAUUGCCAUAUGUGAAAUUGUACACCUUCGAUUGACAACACAUUUGGAAAAUAAAAUGUCAUCAUCAUCUGGCCAGGAGAUGGCAGUGGUGCUCCAUA
This is a messenger RNA of Esox lucius (northern pike), 1207 nucleotides long. It is a transcript of the gene bloc1s2, whose product is annotated as biogenesis of lysosomal organelles complex-1, subunit 2. Gene Ontology annotation, molecular function: gamma-tubulin binding. The record is from RefSeq and is a predicted model, not a curated record. Lineage: Eukaryota; Metazoa; Chordata; Actinopteri; Esociformes; Esocidae. The transcript has 5 exons. The coding region runs from base 40 to 585 and encodes 181 amino acids. Gene Ontology annotation, cellular component: BORC complex; BLOC-1 complex; gamma-tubulin complex. Gene Ontology annotation, biological process: endosomal transport; lysosome localization.